UAUUAUCAAAUAUACAAUUCGAAUUAGAUUUACUUAGACAAGAAAAUGCCAAACUUUUGAGUGAGAAUAUUUUGCUCCUAGCUAAGGAAGCAGGGCUUAUGGCCAAAAUCAUGGAGUUUGAACAAUUCGCAAAAGAAAAU
This is a messenger RNA of Racocetra persica, 140 nucleotides long. The record is from the annotation of a GenBank genome assembly. NCBI's taxonomy places the organism in Eukaryota, Fungi, Glomeromycota, Glomeromycetes, Diversisporales, Gigasporaceae.